AAGGAAACCUUUUCAAAUUUAUUCAGAAACAAUUUCCAAUACUACUAUAUUUUUGCAAUGGUGAUAAAUAAAUUUAAAAGUCAAACAAUAUUAAAUGUAGGAGUAUACCUACACAACAUGCUUUCUUGCAUGGCAAACUAUACGUUGCACUAUCUAGAGGAAUAUCUAUGCCAAUAAAAAAAGUGCAGGGCAUGUGUGAACAACCAGAUUGAUGCACCGGGACAUACACAAGAAAUACUAUCUACAAAAAAAGUAUUAGGUGAGAUUUGAUUAAUACCAAAAUUGUAAGAAAUUAAACAAGAAAAAACAUACACCACACAUGUAGUUAAUGAAAUUAUAUUGGACAAAUUCUUAGGUUUGGUGGAAGAGGAGACGAAAUGAAAAACACUAGAGAGCUACCACAAAAGACAUUACUUUUGUGUAUAUAAAGUUAUUCAAAUACAGGGUACAGUGAAUUUCAAAUAGUAAAAGGGAACAUACAGUUCAUGACACGACAUAACUAAGAGGACAAACUGUUAAUUUGUGCACAAUUACUUACUAACAAAUUGCCUAAUCACAAUUUAAGAAUACGAUGUUCGUCACUACAUACCCAACAAGCAAGAAUGCAAAUAGAUUGGCCAUUCACUUAGUAUGAUGCAGUCCAAUAUUAAAUACAUAUUGAUAUGUUGAAAGCCUAAAACAUACAUAAAAGAUAAAAUAUCUCGUGUAUAGGGAUCUUAAGACUUAACCUACACGUGCGUUCAGUGAAUCUAGUAUAUAGAUAGAUAGAUAUAUUCUUCUAAACAAGAUUCAUCAUCCCUUUAACUAAUUAAAGUUGUUAUUUUGUCAGACAAUUAUUUUGUUGGUACAUAUGGGAAUGAUACUAUUUAUUCUAGGUUUUCAGAGUGGUUUAGAGAAUAUGUAAGUGUUACCUAAUACUAUUAAACAUUUUCCCACCAAUUAUAUGUAUUUUUAGAAUUCUAAAUUUUCUUUAAUUUUAUAUAGGUUCAUAAUCCAAUUAAUGUCGUGGAUGUCGUGAAUGUCCAAUUUUUUACGUGAUAUUUCUUUGGGACCUGAUCAUAGAGUUAGAAUAAUGUCUAAGUACUUCAUCUAUGGGUAUACAUUUCAUACAGAAGAAUGGUCCAAAGGCAAGAAAACCAACAAUAGUGGGUGUGGGUGAAAGGUGAGGGGGAUAUUGACUAUUAAGGUGUGCUUCAAGAGAUUAUAGAACUCCAGUAUGUUGUUGGUUGGCCAAAGAAAAAUCUAGUAAUAUUUUUGUGCAAGUGGUAUGAUCCUGAUUCUAGUGGUACAAAGGUCCAUCCUCAAUACAAAAUAGUUGAAAUUACUCACACGAGGCAGUAUUGUUUCUAUGAUCCAUUUAUCAUUGCACAUAAUGUGAAACAAGUGUAAUACAUUCCUUAUCCUUUGUGCAAGAAUAAAUCUUCAUGGCGUGUAGUUAUAAAAACAAAGCUCGUGGGGAGAGUGGAGGCUGAGGAUGCAUUGUAUGUAGCGUAUCAAAAUGAUAUUUCAAGUGUGGAAGCAAUGGUGGAUGAUGAAUUAGCAGGUGAAUUGCAACAUAUAUAGUGAAGGCAUCUAUGAAGAAUUUGAUGCUACUGUCCUUCAAUCAAAUCUAAAUAAUUAUGGGGAAGGAACAUCCAGAGCUAACGAGGAGAAAUCCCAAACUGAUGAAUAUGAUAAAAGUCAUGCGGAAUUGCUUGAAGAAAAUGAAAUAAGUGAUGAGGAAGAAUUUGAUGGUGAUUAUGAAUCAAAUGAAGAAGAUUGACUUGUUUGGAUCAUUAUCUUAUCCAAUGUUUUUCUCUUGAAUUUAGUGUUAGGCAAUUGACAUUUUUUCCAGCUUAUUAUUAUUAUUAUUACUGUUUUUUACUUAUUUCAGUUUAGUGCUUCCUAUUUUCUAGGUAGACUUAGUCAACUUUAGUUGCUCAACUUUCUCAAGUUAGUGGCCCCUUUUAUGGCUGCUAGUGGCACAUGUUCUUAUUUAGUUUUAACAUACACUUUGUAAGUGGCUACUAGAUAGGAAAUGCUUAGGUUUCUCCUUGUAUAAAUUCAGAUCUUCUGCAAGUUAAUAUAUAGCCAGAAUUUCACAAGUUCACUCUAUUUUUAUUCUUCAAAUCAGUUUUUUGAGUGUUUCUAUUCUAACAGUGGCAACAGAGCCUCUAGUUGAUCUUACAAGAUAAUUUUUUUGUAACCUACAACAUAAAUGGCAUCAAACAACCUACCUUUAUAUUUACCAUUCACUUUCACCGGUGAAAAUUACCAAAUCUGGUCCGUGAAGAUGCCAGCUUUUCUGGAAUCCUAAGAACUUUGGGAAACUGUGACGGAAGAUAAACCAUUUUCUGCUCUACCAGCAAAUCCUACCUUGGCUCAAAUCAAAUCCAAAAACGAAGAGAAGGCAUAGAAAUCUAAAUCCAAGUCGCUUAUUGAGAAUGCUUUGACAAAUUCGGUAUUUUACAGAAUCAUGGCUUGCAAAAUAGCAAAAGAGGCUUGGGAUAGGUUGAAUGAAGAAUAUCAAGGCAGUGAUAGAACACGUCAAAUGCAAGUGUUGAGUCUGAAAAGAGAGUUUGAGUCCUUGAAUAUGCAGGAGGAUGAAACAAUCAAUAAGUACGUUAAUCGAAUCUCCUUAAUUGUUAAUAACAUUAGACUUCUUGGUGAAGAAUUUACAGACAAAUGAAUUGUAGAGAAAGUUCUUGUGACUCUUCCCGAGAGGUUUGAAUCUAAGAUUUCCUCUCUUAAGGAAUCCAAGGACCUGGGCAAACUUUCAUUAGGUGAACUAAUGAGUGCUCUUCAAGCACAAGAGCAAAGGAGGACUAUGAGAUGGGACAAGUUCACUGAAGGAGCUUUCUCUGUACAAUAGCAAAUAUUUAGUAAAGGAAAGCAACAGUUCAACCAAAAGAAUAAGGGCAAGCAUGAUGGAUGAAACAAUAGUGAAGAUGUGAAGCAGAAGUUCCCUCCAUGCAAACAUUGUAAAAAAACUAAUACACAUCUGGAGAAGUACUGUUGGUUGAGAGUCGAUGCUAUAUGCGGCAACUGUAAGCAGAUGGGGCACAUAUCCAAGGUCUGCAAAUCAAGAGAAAAGGCGUCUGGUACUUUUGCAAGCACAAGUAGUAGAAGCUACAGAUGCACAUGAGGAGCAACUCUUUGCAGUUUCAUACUUUUCAAUCAAUGAAUCCCCUGAUUCAUAGCUUCUUGAUAGUGGUUGCACACAUUUCUUGUGUAAUGAUGCUGAAAUGUUCAAAUUCCUUGAUCGUACCUACAAAUCUAAAGUAAAAGUGGGAAACGGUGAGGCAAUAGAAGUCAAAAGCAGAGGUACAAUGUCUAUCUCAACAAUAUCAGGUAUAAAAACUAUUCCUGAUGUUUUGUACACACCUGAUAUGAGUCAAAAUUUGUUGAGUGUUGGACAAAUGCUUGAAAAUAAUUAUUCUCUGCAUUUUAAGAAUUGUGAAUGUGUUGUUUUUGACCCUUCUGGAGUAGAAUUAUUUUAUGUUAAAAUGAGCAACCGAAUGUUUUUAGUUGAUUGGGAGAAAAUGACUGAGCAGGCUUACACUAUUACUUCACAAACAUGUAUAAACCUAUGGCACAAAAGGUUCGGUCACUUCAAUCUGAGAAGCAUCGCAGAGAUGAAAAAGAAGGAGCUAGUGGAAAAUAUGCCUGAAUUUCUUUCUAAUGCUCAAUUUUGUGAAAAUUGCCAACAGGGAAAGCAAACAAAAUUGCCAUUUCAAUCAAAUCAAGUAUGGAGAGCUAACCAGAAACUUCAGCUCAUUCAUACAGAUGUUUGCGGCCCAAUGAAAACAGAUCCGUUGAGUGGUAACAAAUACUUUCUCCUCUUUAUUGAUGACUACACCAGAAUGUGUUGUGUUUAUUUCAUUAGACUGAAGAGUGUAUAUUUUCCAACAGAGUGAAGUCUUUGAUGUUUUUAAACAAUUUAAAGCUUUAGUAGAAAAUCAAUGUAAUCUUAGUAUUAAGGCUUUAAGGUCUGACAAUGGAGGAGAAUAUACUUCUUCUCAGUUUGUGGAGGUUUGUAAUAGCACAAGUAUUGUACGCCAAUUGACAUUACCAUACACUCCACAACAAAAUGGUGUGUCUGAAAGGAAGAACAAGACGAUAAUGGAGAUGGCGAGAUUUCUUAUGCUCGAAAGAAAGAUCCCAAAUCAGUUUUGGGCUGAGGCAGUCAAUACCUACUAAGGCCUUGCAGGACAUGACUCCAUAUGAAGCUUUGUGUGGGAACAAAUGAUCAGUACACCAUCUCAGAAUCUUUGGGUGUAUAUGUUAUUAUCGUGUUCCAGAAACAAAGAGGAAUAAGUUGGAAAACAAGGCUCAUAAGGGCAUAUUUAUGGGCUAUAGUUCAUCCAAGGGAUACAUGAUUUUUUGUAUGAAAUAAAAAAAAACUAAUUCUCAAUCGAGAAGUGAAGUUUGAUGAAGCAGAUGGUUGGGAUUGGAAAAAUCAGAAAACCUCUCGUUUUGAUUUAUUUUCAAAAGAGCAACCUCAACUUCUAGAAGAUGAACUAGUGGAUGAUGUACCAGUGAGGGGAACUCGAACCUUAAAAGAUGUCUAUCAACGGUGUAAUUUGGUUACCCCUGAACCAACAAGCUAUGCUGAAGCACAAUACUCUUAGGCAUGGAGGAGAGCUAUGCAAGAUGAACUAGACAUGAUCGAGAAGAAUGGAACCUGGUAGCUUAUUGACAGAGCUAUAAAUCGCAAGGUGAUUGGUGUAAAAUAGAUUUUCAAGACAAAACUCAAUCCCGAUGGAAAAAUUUGCAAACAUAAGGCUAGAUUGGUGGUGAAGGGAUACACACAACAAUAUGGUUUGGAUUACUAGGAAACAUUUGUUUCUGUAGCAAGGUAUGACACAAUCAAGCUUAUUCUUACAUUUGCAUCUCAUAGUUCCCGGAAGAUUCAUCAACUUGAUGUCAAGUUGGCUUUUUUGAAUGGUUUGCUUGCCAAAGAGAUUUAUGUAGAGCAACCUGAGGGUUUCUCAAUUCCUGGAAAAGAGGAUCAAGUUUAUCUCUUAACGAAGGACUUGUAUGGCCUAAAACAAGCCCCGAGGGCAUGGUAUGAGAGGAUGGACAAUCAUCUCAUCCAAAUUGGCUUUAGUAGAAGUCAAAGUGAAGCAACUUUGUAUGUGAAAGUCACUGCAGGUGAGUCCUUAAUUGUCUCAAUUUAUGUACAUGACAUUCUUGUGACAGGAAGCAAAAUUGAACCAAUCCAAAGGUUCAAGGAUACAAUGGAGAAAAUCUUUCAAAUGACUAAUCUUGGAGUCAUGAAGUACUUCCUUGGCAUGGAUGUGUUGCAGUCCAGUGAUGGAAUUUUAAUAUCCCAGCAGAAAUACAUUGAAGAUAUUCUAAACAUAUUCAAAAUGCAAGACUGCAAACCUGUGAGUACUCUAAUCUCUACUGGUGUGAAGCUUGGCAAGGAUGAGGAUUCCAAAAAAGUGGAUGAUAGUAUGUAUAGAAGCUUAAUUGGCAGUCUUCUAUAUCUAACCACAAGCAGAUCUAACAUUCUAUUUGUUGUAAGUUUUGUCUCUAGGUUCAUGCAUUCUCCUAGAGACACACACUUCACAAUGGCUAAAAGAGUGUUAAGGUAUAUUAAAAAAACCAGCAAGUUUGGAACUUUUUUCCCAACAUCUGCUGAAGUAACUAUGAACCUGGUCGGGUACUCUAAUAGCGAUUGGGGUGGCGGAGUUGAUGAUUCGAAAAGAACCUCUGGAUAUCUUUUCUACUUGGGGACAAGUUGUUUUAAUUGGAGCUCUAGGAAACAAAAAACUACAGCUCAAUCAACAUCAGAAGCUGAGUACAUAGCUUGUGCAUCUACUGUGAAUCAAGCAAUCUGGCUAAGGAAGAUGUUGAAGGACUUGGGCCAUGAACAAACAGAAGCUACCAAGAUCAUGUGUGACAAGAGUUCAGCAGUUUCAAUCUCAAAAAAUUCAGUGUUUCAUGGUCAAACUAAGCAUAUCAAGAUCAAGUUUAGUUUUAUAAGAGAAGUCCAACAAUCUAAUGAAGUGUUGUUUGUUCUUUGUUCAUUUGAGAACCAACUAGCUGACAUUUUCACUAAGUAAUUGCCAAAGGAAAGGUUUCAAGAUCUGAGGUAAAGAAUUGGUGUUUGCCACAAAAAUGCCAAGGAAGAGUGUUAGACAAUUGACAUUUUUUCCAGCUUAUUAUUAUUUUUGUACUGGUUUUUACUUAUUUCAGUUUAGUGCUUCCUAUUUUCUAGCUAGACUUAGUCAACUUUAGUUGCUCAACUUUCUCAAGUUAGUUGCCCCUUUUAUGGCUAUUAGUGGCACAUGUUCUUAUUUAGUUUUAACAUCCACUUUGUAAGUGGCUACUAGAUUGGAAAUGGUUAGGUUUUUCCUUGUAUAAAUUCAGAUCUUCUGCAAAUGAAUACAUAGCGGGAAUUUCAUAAGUUCACUCUAUAUUUAUUCUUCACAUAUGUUUCAUGAGUGUUUCUGUUCUAACAUUUAGUUGGUAUGUUGGAAUAUGUCGGAUUUGAUAAUGUUUGACUUGAGCUUAAUGUGGGCUACAAAAAAUUCAUUAUCUCAUAAUUUAGAUUGUGUAGAUAAGUUUCUGGUUGAGUAUUUUUGUAUUUUAUAACAAAGGGAUUUGAAUUUUUUCUGAUUGAGUAUUCCUAUAUUGAAAGUGCUACUGUUUUAUCAUGAUUUAUUAUAGGUAGUUUUAUGUAAAUUUUAUUGGUUAUAAGCUUUAAAUUUUUCUAGCAUAUGGUGAUUUCAGAGCAUAUUAUUUUUCUAGCAUAUGGAUUUCACUAAACUUUUCACCACUAAGUCCUCAAAAAAUCACAUAAUGUCCUCGAUCAGCAGCAAUGUUCACGUGGCUAAUAUCAUUGGAGGAUUAUGGUUAAGAUUGUAGGUUCAAGGGGCUUCGGCUGUGUCAAAUAUGGGAAUGUUUUUAGCUAAGAUGAGUAGUGACUCAUAUCAGCUUUUGGGAAUGGUAGAACGGGGGAUGCUUCCUAAUUUUUUCGCAAAGAGAUCGUGUUAUGGAACCCCUCUUAUCAGUAUUUUGUUUUCUGCAUCAGGUGUUGUGCUGCUGUCUUACCUUAGGUUUCAAGAAAUUGUAGUUGCUGAGAACUUUGUGAACUGUUUUGGUAUGAUUUUGGAAUUUCUAUCUUCUUCGAUGUUAAGGAUAAAAUAUCCAGCAGCAUCAAAACCUUAUAGGAUUCCACUACUCACUCUUGUUGAAGUAGAUUUUAGUGCAUCGUACAACUGCUGGAAAAACACCUCUUUGGGUCAUAUAAAAAGAACUUCCUUAUAGUUGGGCAUUGAAACUGAAAACCUUGAUCCCUUCAUUCUGCUUUAGUGAGAGUGUGUUGUGUUAAACAACAUGUUUGGGUAAUAAGAAUGUAAGUGUUGGUGUGGUCUUUUAUGAUUUCUCCUUCCUAUUGAGCUUGAAGGUGAUGUCUUCAUCAGCAAAUAUCCAACAUAUAUAGGAGGGGAAAAUGUUUAAAAGGAUGCCUAUAUGUACAAUGCUAGGAAUUUGGCUUGUUGUUGCUAGAUUAUCUUGUUGUAUAUACUACUAGGGUAGAAUGAGAUCAAAUAACUAAUAGCUGAGGAUAUUGAAGUAAAGAGAGUUGUUUCAUCCCUGGGAAAAUUACUAAUAAGAAAAAGGUAUGGUAGUUGAUGUCUCCAUUACUUGGCCUAGCAUAAUUCGAUGGUUAAAUAUUCUUAAUCCAGUACAUUCGGAGGAAACAACAUGACUCUCAACCAGCUUCAUUGUCACCUACAAGUCACUCCAGCCAGCCAGAUGUAGGUCCUCUUAAUAUUCUUAAUCCAGUUGAUUAGGUCUUCUUCAAAGAUGCAACCAAGUUGUAGUUUUGUUAGAAAAUUAUUCUUAGUAUUAUAGGUUAAACUAAAAUUAUAUGUACAACUCCAACAUUAUGUCUUCCAUUAAGUUACUAAUAAAUUGAAAACAAUUCAUACGGAAAUGGGAUCCCCAAUAACCAGAGACAAAAGAUUCAUAUGAGAAAACAUAAGUAAACAGGCCUCUACUUGAACCUGCAAGGAUAAAGGUACAUGAACAACAAUUUUACCUCCAUAAAAAUUGGUGUAUAAUCCCUUGCAAACUAAUGGAUGUAAACAAAUAGCGCCCCUCCACUAAAAUGGGCUGGAUUGCCUAAUCUAUGCAGAUUGGAUGCUCUAUUCAGCAAUAUAGGAUGUCCAUGCGUAACUUCUUGAUUAGUAAAAGAGUACUCUUCUUAUGUAGUUAUUCAUAAGUUGUAUCCCCUUACAUCUAACUAUUAAAUGAAUAAGUUUCAUACCCCAAAAACAUGAAAAAAAACAUACUAAUAUCAAUGUGACUUAUGUAGGAAAACAUAUUUGACGAGGAAAAUGUAGAGUCUGAAUAAUGAAGACCUGGAAAAUAUGAAGACAUCAAGAUUUUUCCGAUAGAAGUUCUGGAAACCUCACUGUAGUUGGCGUUGUUAAUGGAGAAUAUGUGACAUUUAACUCUACUUUUCUUAGUUGCAACUUUCUCAACCUUUAUUCUGUGAUCUGUCAUCUGUAAAGGGGGAUUUAGAGUGAAGGUUUAUAUAAAUAGUUUUUGGGGUUCAUAGGACUAGUUCAUACUAUAUAGCACAUGAACUAUUGGGAUGAGCUUGUGCGUUGAACAUUGAGAUCAUGUCAGGUGUACUUCUGCACACGUGAGGUGUAAGUAUCCCGAGACAACUAUCUCUAUGUCUGUCCCAAAGUAUCUCAUCUCUAUAUGAGUACCUGACGAGUCUCGAGUUUGCCUUCCAUACGUGAUCCUCAGACUAAAAUGUUACUUAAGGUGUAACUUGGUUGCAUCUUUGAAGAGGACCUACAUAUGCAACUUGGUUAAAUUCCAUGUUUUUUUAUGAAGUUUAUUUUUUGAGCUGUUGAUUGGGAAUCAGGUUAAUGGUUAACAGAUUUGAUCAAAAUGCUUUACGUUCUUUAGUUUUACUUGUUCAUGUAUAAUUUCAAAAUUAAUACUCACUAAUAAAUACUCUUGUAAACUCCAUCAUCCUCAGACUACACUGAGUAUGUUGUUGUUUGUAAUAAUAAGUAAAAAUUUAACAGUAGACAAUAGCUGGAUCUUCUAAAUUGUGUUUUAUGUGUGCGUGGACUCAACUACUUUUUGUUUGAUCUUGCUGUAGUGGAAUUUGGUUGUAGUCUUUUUUUUGCUUAUGAGAAUGGAUUGGUAUAGCAGCCUUAUAUUUAUGUUUCUCUAGUAUAAUGAUAUUAAUAAGCUGUAUAAUUGAUGAAUUGGCAAAUUGUUGUUUGAUGUAUUUAUUGUAAUUCCAUUAGAAAUUGACUGAAGCAAGUUUAUAUUAAAUUUAAUUUGGUAGACUGCUUAUCAUGUAAAGACGAUUCUUGUGGCUUGAUAGGCUAGUUGAAAUGUAUAAUUUUACCUGAGUAAACAGAAAUAGUUUCAGCUUCUGUUACCUAAUGUAUCCUUGUGCAUAUUUUGAGUUUCUUUUAAGGCAAUGAAGAAGACAACUGGAAAGCGUCGAAAGCAUAAAUAAGAGGAAACAACAUGAUUCUCAACCAGCUUCAUUGCCACCUACAAGUCACUCCAGCUAGCCAGAUGUAGGUCCUCUGAAGGUGAAUUCAUUGCCACCCACCUUUCCUCCUCAACCAACUUCACUGCCAUAUGUCGCUCCUACUCAACAACAUUCACUGCCACCCGCUAUUACUUAUAUGUCGACAUCAUUACCCUUAGCUUUCCUCCACUAUCGACUUCAUUACCACCUUCUUGUUUUAGUAUACCACCAUGUGGGUCUAUCUAAAAUAACUCCACAACUUCUCAUGGCAGGAGUACAGGUCUUCCUAAUAAUAUUGUUCCCACACCUCGUAUAAAUUCUUCUUCGAGUUAUCAUAUAAGUAAAAAAGGCAGCUCCUCAUCUCUGCUUCCAUCAUCGACUCAAAUUGUAUCUCCAACAUCAUCGACACCUAGUAUAUCUAGGUCAAAUAUUGGAGUCCCUGUACCAACAUCACCAUCUAUGAUCAGUAGUACUACUACACCUGCUUGUUCAAAGACUCAAAAUUCUUGAGAUAUUAGAGAAUAUGAUGCUUUUCAUAGGCUGAUUAUUACCCCUUAUGAGGAUGGGUUUGCGCCAUCAUAUCUUGGCUCGCGUAUUGUUUCAGAAUCUAUUACACCAUUCUUCGAUGAUGCUUGGGGUAGAUGGAAAGAAUUUCCCUACAAUAUCAGAGAACAAGUAUGGAAUCAAUUUA
Solanum tuberosum (potato) is the source of this 10193-nucleotide messenger RNA. RefSeq lists its product as uncharacterized. The transcript is spliced from 2 exons. The record is from RefSeq and is a predicted model, not a curated record. The coding region runs from base 5058 to 6050 and encodes 330 amino acids. Lineage: Eukaryota; Viridiplantae; Streptophyta; Magnoliopsida; Solanales; Solanaceae.